Messenger RNA from Wasmannia auropunctata (little fire ant), 2514 nucleotides. RefSeq names its product ras-related GTP-binding protein A (gene RagA-B). The record is from RefSeq and is a predicted model, not a curated record. The coding region runs from base 584 to 1504 and encodes 306 amino acids. Gene Ontology annotation, molecular function: GTPase activity; GTP binding. The transcript is spliced from 6 exons. Gene Ontology annotation, biological process: cellular response to amino acid stimulus; regulation of autophagy; cellular response to starvation. NCBI's taxonomy places the organism in Eukaryota, Metazoa, Arthropoda, Insecta, Hymenoptera, Formicidae. Gene Ontology annotation, cellular component: nucleus; Gtr1-Gtr2 GTPase complex; lysosome.
GGAGAGGGGAGGGGAGAUGGGCGACGUCGCAAAACAGCUGAUUUCUUUUUCGCAGCUGUCAUGACUCGCGCGACGCACACGCGACGCAUGAAUAUCUAAAAUCCCUAAAAAGAAAUCUAGAAUUCCGGAAGUGCGUAAAGAAUUAUCGAGGUUAUCGGCCAUUGGAUAUUCGGACGCGCACGGUCGGAGAAUCGGCGCGUGGUGUGUGUGUGAGCGAGCUACGGCCAAUAUACGGCCCUGUUGUUGUGUACGCAGCCGACUUCUGCGCGCCUGCCGAGAGAGUACGUGUGAGUACGUUUCCAUGUGGGUGGCCUAUUUCGAAAUGAGACGCGACAUGUAAUCGCGCCGACAAUUAAUAACGUUGCGUGUUUUGAUGUGCGACGACAGUUGGCGAUAGGCAGCCGUCAGCCGUUGAGCGUUGACCGCGAGCGCGCGCGUCGAUUCCUCCUCUGGCUCGAGGGCGGAGAACGGUUGAUAAGCGAGACCACUACGAGGGCCAGCCCAAGCCAGCCAGCGUGUGGUGCGAGAGACCUCGUUACUUUUCCCGAAGAGUUUCCUCGGAAACGAGCGUCGUUCACUCGAGAUGAAGAAGAAGGUACUGUUGAUGGGCAAGAGCGGGUCCGGGAAGACGAGUAUGCGCAGCAUCAUCUUCGCCAACUACAUCGCCCGCGACACCCAUCGUCUGGGAGCGACGAUUGACGUGGAGCACUCCCACGUUCGUUUCCUCGGCAAUCUGGUGCUGAAUUUGUGGGACUGCGGAGGGCAGGAGGCGUUCAUGGAGAAUUACUUCGCGUCGCAGCGCGACAACAUAUUCAGAAAUGUGGAGGUGCUGAUUUACGUCUUCGACGUGGAGUCGCGGGAGCUGGACAAGGAUAUGCAUUAUUAUCAGAGCUGCCUGGAGGCGAUACUGCAGAACAGCCCAGAGGCGAAGAUCUUCUGCCUGGUGCACAAAAUGGAUCUCGUGCAGGAGGACCAGCGAGAUUACAUAUUCAGGGAGAGGGAGGAAGAUCUGAAGAGACUGAGUUUACCCUUGGAGUGCACUUGCUUCAGAACUAGCAUAUGGGAUGAAACUUUAUACAGAGCGUGGUCGUCCAUUGUAUAUAUGCUGAUUCCCAACGUGAAGGAACUUGAACAGAGCUUAAAUCAAUUUGCCAAUAUCAUCGACGCGGACGAGGUUCUUCUGUUCGAGAGGGCGACCUUCCUAGUGAUAAGUCAUUGCCAGCGGCAGUUUCACAGGGACGUUCACCGCUUUGAGAAAGUCUCCAAUAUAAUAAAGCAAUUCAAGCUAAGUUGCAGUAAAUUAGCGGCGCAGUUUCAAAGUAUGGAAGUUAGGAAUACCAAUUUCGCGGCCUUCAUCGAUAUAUUUACCUCGAACACGUACGUGAUGGUCAUCAUGUCCGAUCCGACUAUACCAUCCGCGGCGACGUUGAUCAACAUACGGAACGCGCGGAAGCACUUCGAAAAGUUGGAGCGCGCCAGCCAGAGCUCGGCGCUGACCAGAUAGAAGUCGGCGCGACCCAGGCGCCUUGUCACCCGGGUCCAUCCUGUUAAUAAUUGCUGAAUUUCUGGAAUCGUAUCGUAUAAAAAUGAAGCGCGAUUACGGGGAUUGCCGAGAUUGUUGACGAGAUCGGGGUCGCAAAAGUGUGAUACUUGAAUGUAUGGCUUUUCUCUCAACGUGAGCGUUUAUGACAAAAAUAUUAAAAUACAAGUAAUAUAAUCGACGUGUCCGAAAGAGGCUGACGGUUAUCGCUGUAUUUCAGGUCGUAUGUUAGGACCGGUAUCGACUGUGUGAAUUCAUCCCGACAUAUUACACGCGGAUGUAAUAUGGUCAUAUAAUGCAUCUGCCAUUUACCGCAUAGUAGAGUAUAGUUUCCGUACCGCGACUCUCGUAUGCUUCACCGGGAAGUGAUUAUUUUUUAUUUUUCGAUUCGAGAAUCGUGAUUCGAAACGUGUCGCAGUAACAUCCAACGAAUGUUAGUCAUAAUUGAAUCACGCGCAACCAAAUGUCUCUCUUCUGUAUAUGCAUGCGUCACGAUGUAACAAUGCGAGGACUGAGUAUCCACUUGAGAGCCUCAUCGUUCUCGAAAGUGAUUCACGACAAUAGAAGAGUUUCCGACGAUAACCGGAUUACGUACAAUCGCUCUUAAUUAUGUGUUCACCAAUAGCUUUUUACUACUGAAGAUUCUCAAAUAUGAAAGGCACUCUCAAGUGGAUGUGCAGCCCACGUUGUAUAUCGGAGUGUCGUAUUGUGGUUGUAAAAAAAAAUCGAUAAAUAGUUAACGUCAAUUUAGGAAAGGAUUAUACGGUGUAUUUAUAUGUUUACACCCUUUAAACAAUGCAAGAGUUACGUAUGAUAUGUAACAAAACUAUAUUGUAUUUUUUAAAUGUGCAAAUAAAUUAUAACCACAAGUAGGCUAUGUCUUCUACGUCGAUGUGGAUGUGCUUAGAGUUAUAGAAAUAUUUUCUCCGAUGAAAUAAGUGUUAGAAGUAAUAAUAAAUUUACUAUUGAAACCA